Solanum tuberosum (potato) is the source of this 2662-nucleotide messenger RNA. RefSeq names its product proline-rich receptor-like protein kinase PERK1. Lineage: Eukaryota; Viridiplantae; Streptophyta; Magnoliopsida; Solanales; Solanaceae. The coding region runs from base 215 to 2308 and encodes 697 amino acids. Gene Ontology annotation, biological process: protein phosphorylation. Gene Ontology annotation, molecular function: protein kinase activity; ATP binding. The transcript has 8 exons. The record is from RefSeq and is a predicted model, not a curated record.
UCCUCUUUUUCUUCUCUCCAUUUUCUCUCCUAAAAGGAGUAAAAUUCUAUAGAGAAAAGCUAAAGUUAUAUGAAUUUCUUGCACAAAAUCACAUUUUUCUUAACAAAGUUUUGAUUUUUAACCAAUUUUUGUUUGUAUUAUUUGAUUUGAUUUCUGGGUUUGUCUUCUUUUUUCGUUUUUUUACACACAGAGACAUAUAAAGGGUCGCCGGAAAAUGUCAACUCCGACGCCGGUGACCGCUCCGUCCCCUACAUCACCGCCUAGUAAUGCUACUUCUCCUCCACCGUCGACUCCUGCAACAGCUCCUCCGCCGGCGUCUCCGACGCCCCCUGCAACAGCUCCGCCGCCGGCGUCACCAACCCCACCGGCAACGACUCCACCUCCAUCAACUCCUGCUCAAGCUCCUCCACCAGCAAGAACUCCGACACCACCGGCAGCAACUCCUCCGCCGGCUGCUUCAGCCUCUCCCCCUCCACCAACUACACCUUCUCCGUCCUCCAAUCCGCCUCCGUCAACAACUCCGACAACUCCUGCUCCAUCUGGGUCUCCUUCUCCACCAUCCACCACCCCUUCAACCCCAUCUCCUCCUGGUUCUACCCCGUCACCGCCGGCGGGAGGGAAUUCUCCGCCAUCACCUUCAGGGGGGUCUCCUUCGCCACCUAGUGGAGGAAGACCAUCACCGCCGGCAUUGUCUCCACCGCCGUCAGAUGAAGGGUCAUCGGGAAUAUCGACAGGGGUUGUUGUUGGAAUUGCUAUUGGGGGUGUUUUAAUUCUUGCAAUUCUGAGUUUGUUGUUCAUAUUUUGCAAGAAGAAGAAAAGGAGAAAUCAUGAACCAGUUAAUUACUAUGUUCCACCUCCACCACCACAAGGGAUCAAAGCUGACCCUCAUGGUGGGCAAAUGCAACAUUGGCAGCAAAAUCCUCCACCUCCAGCAGAUCAUUUUGUUACAAUGCCCCCUAAACCGUCUCCUCCACCAGCAGGGGGGUUACUACCUUCACAUGCUCCACCACGUGCACCUUCACCUCAGCCUCAACCUUACAUGAACAGCAGUGGAGCUUCUUCAAAUUAUUCUGGGUCUGAAAUUGCGCUUCCACCACCUUCCCCUGCCAUGUCCUUAGGUUUCUCACAGAGCACAUUCACAUACGAGGAAUUGGUUCGGGCAACUGAUGGCUUCUCAGAUGCUAACCUUCUUGGACAAGGUGGUUUUGGUUAUGUGCACAAAGGAAUCCUUCCUAACGGGAAAGAAGUUGCAGUUAAACAGCUUAAGGCUGGAAGUGGACAAGGGGAACGUGAAUUUCAGGCGGAAGUUGAGAUUAUUAGCCGAGUACAUCACAAGCAUCUUGUGUCUCUUGUUGGAUACUGCAUUACUGGGGCUCAGAGACUGCUUGUUUAUGAGUUUGUUCCAAACAAUACUUUGGAAUUUCAUUUACACGGAAAGGGAAGGCCUCCUUUGGAUUGGCGAAUACGACUAAAGAUUGCUCUAGGGUCAGCUAAAGGACUGGCAUAUCUGCAUGAAGACUGCCAACCGAAAAUCAUUCACCGUGAUAUCAAGGCAGCUAAUAUACUUAUCGACUUUAAUUUUGAGGCUAAGGUUGCUGAUUUUGGACUUGCCAAGCUAACUUCUGAUGUUAAUACUCAUGUCUCCACCAGAGUGAUGGGAACCUUUGGGUAUUUGGCUCCAGAAUAUGCUUCCUCUGGAAAGCUUACAGACAAGUCAGACGUAUUCUCCUUUGGUGUAAUGCUUCUUGAGUUGAUAACUGGACGUCGGCCUGUUGACUCUACUCAAUCAUACAUCGAAGAUAGUUUGGUGGACUGGGCACGUCCAUUACUCACACGAGCUUUAGAAGAUGAAAAGUUUGAUACCCUUGUUGAUCGUCGGCUAGAAAAUGAUUAUAACCAUAACGAGAUGGCUCGCAUGGUUGCUUGUUGUGCUGCUUGUGUGCGUCAUUCAGCAAAGCGUAGACCACGAAUGACACAGGUUCUCCGAGCCUUGGAAGGAGAUGUCUCAUUAUCAGACCUUAACGAAGGGAUUAAACCUGGACACAGCACAGUAUACAGUUCAUAUACAAGUUCAGAUUACGACACACUUCAAUACAACGAAGACAUGAAGAAAUUCAGGAAGAUGGCACUCGCGACUAGUCAAGAAUAUGCCAGCAGUGAUCAGUACAGUAAUCCAACGAGUGAAUAUGGACUAAACCCGUCUGGAUCAAGUAGCGAAGGCCAUCAAACUGCGGAAAUGGAAACGGGUCGGAUGAAAAAAGACAGCAGAGGAUUCAGUGGAAGUAAAGGCUUCAGUGGAACUUCUUAGUACAAGAAACUCCAUUUCUGUAUAGUCUUUCAACCUAACUCUUUAUGAUAUGAAUGCUUCAACAAUUGCAUAAAAGUGAUGAUUUAUUUUGGUCAAUAUACAGGUUUUUUUCUUCUUUUUUAAAUGAGAUAAGUUCUCCAUUGUAUUUAUACUGUUAAUUCUUUUAUUCAAUGCUUCAAUUGUAGCAUUGAUUGUUUUGUUCAUAUCAACUUAGACUUAUUCCUUGAUGUUUUGAUUUUUUGGCCGAAGUGUGCAUUUGGCAAGUUGGAUUUGAAUCAAUAGAUUGGUAGAUGACAAAACUAAGCAAGUUGUAUGUAGUAUUUUAUUCAACUUUGAAUUUUGUCUUUUCUUGAA